AUGGACAUCCUCUUAUCUCUCCCCGUUGCAUCCUACUUUUUCUCGGCCUCGCUCACAUCAUGGUCUACCUCGCUCAACCUCCUCUUCUUCUACAUGACCUGGUCGACACUAGUGCUCACCCACUCUCCGCUUCAAAUCGAGAUUCUGGGCAUUACAGCACUGCGCAUAGCUUUUUGGCUCCUGCCCUCUCUCCUCUUCCUCGCAUUUGACACCCUUCUGCCGUCGUUAGCAGAGAACAUCAAGUGUAAUGGGACAUCCGCCCUCCCGCCGCGCGAUGCAAAAUCCCUUGCCCGACUCACGGGCCUGGCCCUGCUCAACCUCGCUCUCGAAACCGCAGCCGAGGCGGGCAUCUCUCUCGGCCUCGCAACCCUCCUCAAGACCCCCGUCUUCCGCACCGCAACCACCCUCCCCCUCCCCUGGCAAAUGAUCAAACACAUCGCUCUCCUCUUCACCGGCCGCGAGAUCCUCACCUACUACACCCACCGCUACGUCCUGCACGGCCACCCCCCCAAACUCAAACCCACCAAAAGAACCAAACCCCCCGCCCCAACCCGCACCCUCACCAGCCUCCACACGCAGCACGCCCAUUCCCGCGCCGCCCCGCCCUUCGCUCUGGCCCUCAAAACCGACCACCCGCUCCCCUACCUGCUGCACCGCUUCCUGCCUUUGUACCUGCCCGCGCUGGCCCUGCACGCCCACAAUCUCCACUUGCUGACCUUCCUGCUGUUCGCGGGGCUGGCCACGCUGGAGGAGACGCUCACGCUGUCCGGGUACUCGGUGGUGCCGGGGAUUUUGCUGGGGGGCAUGGCGCGGCGGGCGGCGGUGCAUUUUCGGGGGGCGGGGGGGAGGUCUGGUUCCGGGAGGGUGGGGAAUUUUGGGGGGUGGGGGGUGUUGGAUUGGGUGCAUGGGACGAGUUUGGGGGGGGGUGUGAUGGCGGAUUUGAGGGACGAGGCGGAGAAGCACAGGGUGCAGGAACGGGGGGCGAGGAAGGCUGGGGAGGUGGGGGAUGCGGUAAGGGAUGGGGUGGAGGGGUGGAGGAAGGGGAGCGGGAGGCGGAAGGGGAAGAGGGGGGAGUGA
This is a messenger RNA of Chaetomium globosum CBS 148.51, 1077 nucleotides long. RefSeq lists its product as uncharacterized. The record is from RefSeq and is a predicted model, not a curated record. Lineage: Eukaryota; Fungi; Ascomycota; Sordariomycetes; Sordariales; Chaetomiaceae. Gene Ontology annotation, molecular function: C-4 methylsterol oxidase activity. Gene Ontology annotation, biological process: ergosterol biosynthetic process. The coding region runs from base 1 to 1077 and encodes 358 amino acids. The transcript has a single exon.